AUGGUGGUGAAGGGGCAAUCCCAAGUGCCAGAGCACCUCUGCUCAGGUGCGAGAGUUGCUAACCAGACAGACACACAGGCCCUGGCCGAGAAGGUGUCUCCUGGAGUGUCUUCAGGCCUCAAACAAGAACAAGACCUAACAGCUGCUGCAGACCCUGUCAGUGUGUUACCUGGAAGCCUGGGAAGAGGACACUGGUGUAACGAACACGAUACGAUCCACGAACGCUUAGAUAUUAUUGAAGAGAAGGUAAUAAAAACAGUGGAGCAUCUAGAAUCAGAGGUCAAAUCACUCCUCAACAUCAUCAGUGAGACAACAUCAAAUAUCCCCAUCGCUCCGGGAACCCCACUUAUAGACAUUUUUGAUGGUAAGUACUUAGUGGGAUAUAACCCAAAUUGA
Messenger RNA from Egretta garzetta (little egret), 396 nucleotides. RefSeq names its product placenta associated 9 (gene PLAC9). NCBI's taxonomy places the organism in Eukaryota, Metazoa, Chordata, Aves, Pelecaniformes, Ardeidae. The record is from RefSeq and is a predicted model, not a curated record. The transcript has 4 exons. Bases 1 to 396 code for a protein of 131 amino acids.